Molecule: messenger RNA, 1029 nt
Organism: Sclerotinia borealis F-4128
Lineage: Eukaryota; Fungi; Ascomycota; Leotiomycetes; Helotiales; Sclerotiniaceae
Source: the annotation of a GenBank genome assembly
AUGCAGAUAACUAAAAUCACGGCUUUAAUCUUCUGUCCACUGGUCUUUCAAGGCGUGCACGCUUCGUUAUAUGGAGAAAGUAACCUCAACCAUACUUGUGAACUGAAAACGCCCCAUCUAUCCUGUUCCAGGAAUGCAUCUCCCAGCAUCACCGACUCCUGCUGUACCGAAACAUUUGGGGGUUUGGUUCUCAGUACCCAAUUCUGGGAUACAUAUACGGGCCGUGAAUCUGAGGAUCAAUUGUUGCCGCAGAACUCUUGGACUUUGCAUGGGCUGUGGCCAGACUUUUGUAAUGGCUCUUAUACGCAAUAUUGUGAUUUGAGUCGUCAAUAUGAUCCCGUUCCAUCUCCCAAUACCACAACUGGGACAUCUAGUGGGACACUCGUGCCUCCAUAUACCGGCACGCCCAUCUCUACCAUCAUCGAGCAAGACGGCAAAUAUGAUCUUCUCGCCUACAUGAACAAAUUCUGGAUCGCCCAAGACACUCCUAACUGGUACCUCUGGGCUCACGAAUUCUCCAAACACGCAACCUGUUUCUCCACCUUUGAUACCCCCUGCUACGGUCCCUCCUACAACAGUACCGGUACUCCCUCCAGCGAUCUCAUCUCCUUCUACACCACCGCUCUCUCCUAUUUCUCUACUCUCCCCACAUAUGAUUAUCUCUCUAAACAUAAAAUCAUCCCGUCAAAUACAACUACAUAUACGCUCUCAAAACUUCAAUCGGCGCUGAAGAAGGAAGUUGGUGCUGUGCCUUAUAUAGGGUGUUCGGGACUGAGGUUCAAUACUACGGCUGCGGGGAGGAAUAGUACGGAUAGUGGGUAUACGGUUGUGAGUGAGGUUUGGUAUUAUUUUCAUGUGCUGGGGCGGGUGCAGGAGGGGAGGAAAACGCCGGUGGGUGCGGAUAUUAAUGGGGGGAGUGUGAGUAGUUGUGCGACUUCUAAGGGGGCUUUGAGGUAUUUGGAACGGGCUCCUGGGUCUGUGAGAGGGUCGAGUGGGAGUCAUGAGUUGGAGGGAGUCUUGGAUUCAUGA